Molecule: messenger RNA, 1354 nt
Organism: Closterium sp. Naga37s-1
Lineage: Eukaryota; Viridiplantae; Streptophyta; Zygnematophyceae; Desmidiales; Closteriaceae
Source: the annotation of a GenBank genome assembly
CCCCAUUCUCCCGCUUUCCAUCACCUCGCCCCAUUCGCCCUCUUUCCAUCACCCCGCCCCAUUCUCCCGCUUUCCAUCACCCACCCCAUUCUCCCGCUUUCAAUCACCCCGCCCCAUUCUCCCGCUUUCCAUCACCCCGCCCCAUUCUCCCGCUUUCCAUCACCCCGCUCCAUUCUCCCUCUUUCCAUCACCCUGCCCCAUUCUCCCGCUUUCCAUAACCCCGCCCCAUUCUAACUCUUUCCAUCACCCCGCCCCAUUCUCCCGCUUUCCAUCACCCGCCCCAUUCUCCCGCUUUCCAUCACCCUGCCCCAUUCUCCCUCUUUCCAUCACCCCGCCCCAUUCUCCCUCUUUCCAUCACCCCGCCCCAUUCUCCCUCUUUCCAUCACCCCGCCCCAUUCUCCCGCUUUCCAUCACCCCGCCCUAUUCUUCCUCUUUCCAUCACCCCGCCCCAUUCUCCCUCUUUCCAUCACCCCGCCCCAUUCUCCCUCUUUCCAUUACCCCGCCCCACUCUCCCGCUUUCCAUCACCCGCCCGAUUCUCCCGCUUUCCAUCACCCCGCCCCAUUCUCCCGCACCCCGCCCCAUUCUCCCGCUUUCCAUCACCCCGCCCCAUUCUCCCGCUUUCCAGCACCCCGCCCCAUUCUCCCGCUUUCCAUCACCCCGCCCUAUUCUCCCGCUUUCCAGCACCCCGCCCCAUUCUCCCGCUUUCCAUCACCCCGCCCCAUUCUCCCGCUUUCCAGCACCCCGCCCCAUUUCUCUGCUUUCCAUCACCCCGCCCGAUUCUCCCGCUUUCCAUCACCCCGCCCCAUUCUCCCGCUUUCCAUCACCCCGCCACAUUCUCCCGCUUUCCAUCACCCUGCCCCAUUCACCCUCUUUCCAUCACCCCAUUCCAUUCUCCCGCUUUCCAUCACCCGCCCCAUUCUCCCGCUUUCCAUCACCCCACCCCAUUCUCCCUCUUUCCAAAACCCAGCCCCAUUCUCCCGCUUUCCAUCACCUCGCCCCAUUCGCCCUCUUUCCAUCACCCCGCCCCAUUCUCCCGCUUUCCAUCACCCACCCCAUUCUCCCGCUUUCAAUCACCCCGCCCCAUUCUCCCGCUUUCCAUCACCCCGCCCCAUUCUCCCUCUUUCCAUAACCCCGCCCCAUUCUCCCACUUUCAAUCACCCCGCCCCAUUCUCCCGCUUUCCAGUACCCCGCCCAAUUCUUCCGCUUUCCAUCACCUCGCCCUAUUCUCCCGCUUUCCAUCACCCCGCCCCAUUCUCCCGCUUUCCAUCACCCCACCCCAUUCUCCCUCUUUCCAUCACCCCGCCCCAUUCUCCCUCUUUCCAUCACCCUGCUCCAUUCUCCCGCUUUCCAUAA